UCCGUAGAACUGAGGGCUAGUGAGAGCGCACAGUGCAGAUAGGCAGAAGCCGAAACUGACCUGGACACCAGAGCACCGGAGACUUAAAACUCUCACCAGAGCUGACUGACAGAGCGCUCUGGAGCAGGCGGCCGCAAGGAAGCCAAGCGGGCAGCGAGAUUUUCCCAGCUCCCUAGAGACACCUGAGCUCUCACCAUGAAGCUCUUGACAGGACUGCUGCUCCUGCUACUUCUUGUGCUGUGCUGUGUCGGGGCGGAGGGGUCAAAAUGCAAAUGCUCCAGGAAAGGACCAAAGAUAAGAUACAGUGAUGUCAAGAAGCUGGAAAUGAAACCAAAGUACCCGCACUGUGAAGAGAAGAUGGUUAUCAUCACUACCAAGAGCGUGUCACGGUACCGGGGACAAGAACAUUGCCUACAUCCCAAACUCCAGAGCACAAAGAGAUUCAUCAAGUGGUACAAUGCAUGGAAUGAGAAACGCAGAGUCUAUGAAGAGUAAGACAAGAAAAUCCUAAUGAAAAAAUUUCAGAAAAUUUUGGAAGACUUGAGCAAAGGACUCUACAGAAAAACCUUUCUUUCUCACAGUCAUAAGACACAAAUUAUAUAUUGUUACAAAAGCACUUUUUACCAAGGGUCAGUUUUUACAUUUUAUAGCUAUUGGCAAAAGGCUUCCAAGUGUCCUAACUGUCUCUUGCAUUUCAGAUCUCAUGAGUGUCUGCUUUUUACUGAAUUUGGGAAAAUCCAUGCCUUUCUUUUUUUAAAUGUCUUUUUGUAUUCAUUCGUCCAUCACUAUGAUUGCAACUGAGCUUUAUAAGCUCAUUAGCUGAACAAAUAAUCUGUGGUGGCAUUCCAUAUUCGUGCUCUGUUAUUCAUAGCCUUGGGGAAGAUUUCCACUUCUGAUUUCAUGGUGACUUUCCACAGAGGCUCCUCCAUGGAGGGGAAAAGGCAUAUGGCUUACAAUGUACCCUGCCAUGCUAACAUGUUGGUGUGUCUAUAUAAAAUGGGCCCAAAGCAGCUGGUAGAACUGAAUGAGCAUCACUUUUGCAUAUGUUCUUUGUUGAAAUAAAGCCUGAUUGCCAGGGAAAUUCCCCAGUUAAUUCUUACACAUAUUAUAAGGUGGGGUGGGGGGAAAGGGAGAGAAGACAAUCCCAAGCUAAGUUCAUGGCUAAGGAGGAUGCUGGAUUCUACUCCCAUCAUAAGGGAAUAUGAAAAGUACACUGCUUCAAUCUUAAUUAUUUUAUGCUUCAAAACAAUAGGUUUGCUAGCUUUCUAGUAAAAAUUCUUCAAGGAAACUUUUUUUAUAUAUGCGCAUGCAUGCAGGCACACACAUGCACAUACAUACAAAGAUGGUGACCUCACCCCCCCACCAGAAACAUACAAUCUCUGUCAUUGUGAAUGUAAUGCUUCCAUGAUUAAUAGUACAAUUCUCUCUGUCUUUUAAAAAUAAAGUAACAAAACUACCUUUCCCUUUGUAAAUAUACCCUAGGCAAACUGUGUAUCAUGUUCUUCUAGUAUCAUGUAUUACAUCUCGAAGUUAUCAUAUGCUAUUUAAAUGUCUGAAGAAAAUAGAAUUGCAUGCAGUUUUCAUAUUCUUUCUAAGACAAAAGGAAAAGUAAUAAAAUAUAUUUAAAACAUA
Gracilinanus agilis (Agile Gracile Mouse Opossum) is the source of this 1632-nucleotide messenger RNA. RefSeq names its product C-X-C motif chemokine ligand 14 (gene CXCL14). Gene Ontology annotation, cellular component: extracellular region. Gene Ontology annotation, biological process: antimicrobial humoral immune response mediated by antimicrobial peptide; cell chemotaxis. NCBI's taxonomy places the organism in Eukaryota, Metazoa, Chordata, Mammalia, Didelphimorphia, Didelphidae. The coding region runs from base 196 to 495 and encodes 99 amino acids. Gene Ontology annotation, molecular function: chemokine activity. The transcript is spliced from 4 exons. The record is from RefSeq and is a predicted model, not a curated record.